Messenger RNA from Durusdinium trenchii, 1435 nucleotides. NCBI's taxonomy places the organism in Eukaryota, Dinophyceae, Suessiales, Symbiodiniaceae. The record is from the annotation of a GenBank genome assembly.
AUGUUGGCAUUUCAAGUCAGAACAAGACUGCCAGCGAGUGCAGUUCCCUGUGCUCUACCCUUGUUUGCAAUGGCUGAAGGCCGUGUGUACAAUUUCUCCGCAGGCCCGAGUGUCAUGCCACUGGAAGUGCUUGAAGAGGUACAGCGAGAAAUGGUGAAUUACAAAGGCUGCGGCAUGAGUGUUAUGGAGAUGUCACACCGCUCCAAAGAGUUCAUGGCAAUUGCAGCUGAAGCAGAGAAGAACCUGAGGGAUAUUUUUGGUGUCCCCGGCGAUUACACGGUGCUCAUGAUGCAAGGAGGGGCCACCCUGCAAUUCUCAAGCAUUCCAUUGAACAUGCUUGGAACGAAGACUAAGGCUGACUACCUGGUCACAGGACAAUGGGGUGAGAAAGCUCACAAAGAGUGCAACAAGUAUGGCACAGGGCAGUUGGCAUGCAACACAAAGCCAACCAAGUUCACUACGAUUCCUCAAAAGUCUGAGUGGAAGCUGGAUCUGGAUGCGGCAUACGUACACUACUGUGCCAAUGAGACAGUCAACGGAGUUGAGUUCAGCUACACACCAGACGUGGGAGAAGUGCCUUUGGUGGCAGACAUGUCAUCAAACUUUUGCUCCAAGCCAAUUGAGGUGAGCAAACAUGCAUUUAUCUAUGCUGGUAUUCAGAAGAAUUUGGGUCCUGCCGGAAUGUCUGUUGGUUUUCUUCGCCCAGACUUUGCUGACGGAAGCAAGGAGUUGAAGAUUUGCCCAACAUACUGCAGCUUCAAGACCACUGGGGACAAUGGGCCCAUGUACAACACGCCUGCAUGCUUCACCAUGUACGUCAUGGGUGAGUACUUAAAGUACACCAAGAAGGUUGGUGGGCUCGCCUACUGGGCAGAGAUGUCCGAUAAGAAGAGCAGCUUGCUUUACGGCGCCAUCGAUGGCUCCAGUGGUUUCUACAACUGCCCCGUGGAGAAGAGCGCCAGGUCUCGAAUGAAUGUACCCUUCACAAUCAAUGGAGGCGAUGAGGCUCUUGAGAAGAAGUUCCUGGAUGAGGCGAAGAAGCACAAGCUCUUCACGCUGGCUGGUCAUCGCUCCGUGGGCGGCUGUAGAGCUUCUUUGUACAAUGGUAUGCCCUUGGAAGGUGUGGAAAAGCUCACAGAUUUUAUGAAGUCCUUCAUGGACGAAAACCGGAAAUAGUUCCAUUGUGAAUCAAUGCUGUUGGGCAAUGACAUGCAAUGACAUUUGGUUAUUUGGUCCCUCGCGGGAUUUGAGAGUACAGAUAGGGGCGACUCGUUUGGAGCCUGGAGGGUCCUUAAACGUUUGCUUAGCUAAGAACAGAGCCGAUCCCUCAGAUGGAUGUGCUCAAAUCAGUUUUGAUAUGUGUGACUUGGACCGUGGUGUGCCUAAAGCCUACACCGUGCAGGGUUGCGAGUGUGUAUCCAAAUGCGAAAAGAAA